Triticum turgidum subsp. durum (durum wheat) is the source of this 501-nucleotide messenger RNA. NCBI's taxonomy places the organism in Eukaryota, Viridiplantae, Streptophyta, Magnoliopsida, Poales, Poaceae. The record is from the annotation of a GenBank genome assembly.
AUGGCGGCCAUCUCCUCCACCUCCUACUUCUCCUCGCAGCCGCAUCUGCCGGCGUCCAGCGCCGCCGCUACAACCAGCAUCAGCAAAGGCCGGCAGCCGCGGAGGCAUCGGACGGGCAGCUGCGUCAUGCUCGAGGAGGCCUCCGGUGGUGGCGCGGUGGGGAGGAGGACGAGGAGCCUCACGGAGGAGGACCUGGAGGAGCUCAAGGGCUGCCUCGACCUCGGCUUCGGCUUCUCUUACCACGAGAUCCCGGACCUCUGCGGGACGCUCCCUGGGCUGGAGCUCUGCUACUCCAUGACGCGGAGGUUCCUCGACGAGCAGAGGACUCUGGUCGGGCAGCUGGAGCCGGCCGCGGUGGCGGCGCCGCCCAUCCCGGACUGGAAGAUCUCCGGCCCUGGUAAGACUUGUUUUCUGCACCCAAGUGAUGAUCCAGACCAGGUGAAAGCUCGGCUCAAGUACUGGGCACAGACAGUGGCAUGCACAGUCAAACUCUGCAGCUAG